This is a messenger RNA of Ochlerotatus camptorhynchus, 495 nucleotides long. RefSeq lists its product as uncharacterized. The transcript has a single exon. NCBI's taxonomy places the organism in Eukaryota, Metazoa, Arthropoda, Insecta, Diptera, Culicidae. Bases 1 to 495 code for a protein of 164 amino acids. The record is from RefSeq and is a predicted model, not a curated record.
AUGGAAGUCCAAUUGGAACGAUUCGAGCAAGAGUUGGGAUUUGAGCUGCUCAAUGCGACCGGGAUCCGGGUUCGUAAAUUCAAUCGCACCUCGUGGAUUUUGGCCGGCGAAGCGGACUUAUUCAUAGAUUUAGGGAAUGAGUACUCAUUCACCGCAACGGUAGCUUACAGUCGUCUCGGCAACAAUCAAUUCAACCAGUAUCCACUGAAGAUUCCCAAGAACAAGAUGUGUGAUGUGGUCAAUGGACCGUACAAAGAGUAUCAAAAUUAUUUCGUAAACUGGACCAAUCUGCCACGGGUGGAGGACAAGCGGAUUUGUCCGUUUCCGAAGGGCCACUACUGGGUCAAGGAUUUCGCUCCCGAAGGCGACUGGAUACCGCCGGUAGUUCCCGUCGGUUACUGGCGGUUGACGUCCGACGUGUUGGAUUCUGAUGGUAAUGUAGCGGUGAGGUACGUUGCCUAUAUGCGCGUCCAGAACAGUAUGCUCUUGUCGUAG